AUGGCGCCGUCGAAGAAGGCGGGCAAGAAGGUGCUCGGCGGGGCCAAGAAGCAAGCUCCUGCCAAAGUACAGAAAGCGGACUGGAAGGAAGGCUUCAAGAAGAAGUCUGUCGGCGUCUCUGAUAUGACGCUGCUCACUACGAUCAGCAACGAGAGCAUCAACGAGAACCUGGGCAAGCGCUGGAAGGCCGGCGACAUCUACACCUGGAUUGGGGGUGUGCUCAUCUCCGUCAACCCAUUUCGAGAUCUCGGGAUCUACACCGACGAGGUCCUUCACCGAUACCAGGGGAAGAACCGAUUAGAGGUCCCACCCCACGUUUUCUCCAUUGCGGAGACCGCUUACUACAACAUGAACGCCUACCACGAGAACCAAUGUGUGAUCAUCUCCGGCGAGUCGGGUGCAGGCAAGACGGAGGCAGCGAAACGCAUUAUGCAGUACAUCGCUGCGGUCUCCGGUGGACAAGACAGCAGCAUUCAACAGAUCAAGGAUAUGGUGCUCGCCACCAACCCGUUGCUAGAGUCUUUCGGCUGCGCAAAGACGCUGCGAAACAAUAACUCCAGUCGACAUGGCAAAUACCUCGAGAUCAUGUUUAAUACACAAGGUGAACCCAUCGGUGCUCAGAUCACGAACUAUCUGCUGGAGAAAGCUCGCGUCGUCGGCCAAGUUCAGGACGAGCGCAACUUCCAUAUCUUCUACCAGUUUGCUGCAGGUGCAACACCAGAGCAGCGAGAGUACUUUGGUAUCAAGGGCCCGGAAGACUAUGCUUACACAGCAAACUCUGGCUGUUUGACAGUCGAUGGCAUCGAUGAUGUGAAGGACUUCUCGGAAACUUUGCAAGCAAUGGCUGUCAUUGGUCUGAGCGGGGAGGAGCAGAACGAUAUUCUUCGCAUGCUCGCAGCUAUCCUUUGGAUCGGCAAUGUCUCUUACAACGAGAAGGAUGAUGGAAACGCUGGUAUCGCCGACGCCGGCACCGUCGACUUCGUCGCAUAUCUCCUUGAAGUCCCGUCAGAACUUGUUACGAAAGUCCUCACGACCAAGGUCGUUGAGACGCAACGUGGUGGAAGACGCGGAUCGGUCUACGACGUCCCUCUCAACCCUGCUCAAGCGGCCGCCGGGCGCGACGCUCUCGCCAAGGCGCUUUACAACAACAUGUUUGAGUGGAUUGUCUCGCGCAUCAACGUGUCAAUGAAGCCCCGUCAGGCGACGGCGCAUCUUAUCGGCAUCUUGGACAUCUUCGGCUUCGAGAUCUUCAAAGACAACUCCUUCGAACAGUUAUGCAUCAACUACGUCAACGAGAAGCUGCAACAGAUCUUCAUCGAGCUUACUCUCAAGACCGAACAAGAAGAAUAUGCCGCUGAGCAGAUCAAGUGGACGCCGAUCAAGUACUUCGACAACAAGAUCGUGUGCGACCUUAUCGAGGAGCGUCGCCCUCCUGGAAUAUUCGCCGCUCUUAAUGAUGCUACUGCCACCGCUCAUGCGGACCCCGCCGCGGCCGACCAAAGCUUCAUCCAGCGCACUGCAGGUCUUGCAUCGAACCCGCAUUUUGAAGCGCGUGGAAAUAAGUUCGUGGUCAAGCACUAUGCUGGAGACGUCACGUACAACGUCGCGGGCAUGACGGAUAAGAACAAGGAUGCCUUGGUUAAAGACAUCUACGACUUGAUCGGGGUCAGCGGCAACUCCUUCCUCCAGGGUCUCUUCACAGACCGUCCCGAUCCCAACAGCAAGAAGCGGCCUCCUUCUGCUGGGGAUAGGAUCAAAGCAUCCGCUGGUGCUCUCGUCGAGAACCUGUCGCGUGCCCAACCAUCGUACAUUCGUACUAUCAAGCCCAACCAGAACCGUAGCGCGACCGAGUACGAUGACAAGGCCAUUCUUCAUCAAAUCAAGUACCUCGGGCUACAGGAGAAUAUUCGUGUGCGACGUGCUGGUUUCGCGUACCGCAACACUUUUGAGAAGAUGGUCGAGCGCUUUUACCUGCUUUCGCCGAACACGUCGUAUGCAGGAGACUACACCUGGACGCGUGAUGCCAAGUCGGGGUGUGAGACGAUCUUGAGGGAUACGGGUAUCGCGAAGGAAGAAUGGCAGAUGGGUGUGACGAAGGCGUUCAUCAAAAACCCGGAGACGCUAUUUGCGCUGGAAACUAUGCGCGAUCGCUACUGGCAUAACAUGGCCCGCCGUAUCCAACGCGCAUUCCGCAACUACAUGCGUUACAAGCAUGAGUGCGCACGUCGCAUCCAACGUUUCUGGAAGAACAACAAGGAGGCGAUCAUCUACGCCCAAAAACGUGACUACGGUCACCAAGUCCUUGCUGAUAGAAAGGAGCGCAGGCGGUUCAGUUUGCUCAGCUACCGUCGCUUCAUGGGUGAUUACUUGGAUGUGAACGGCAGGAGCGCUCUCGGCGAUGAGCUUAAGGCGGCUUGUGGCAUUGGAUCGGAGGAAGUCCACUUCAGCGCGCGUGGUCAGUUGCUCGUGUCCAAGCUCGGUCGGUCCAGCAAGCCAAGCCCCCGCUUUCUCAUCGUAACGAAUAAGGCUUUCCAUAUUUGCGUCACAAACAUUGUAGGCGGCGCGGCUCAGACGACCCUCGAGCGCAAGAUCCCGCUUGUGACGAUCAGGAGCGUCGCGAUGUCCAAUUUGCGCGACGACUGGUUUGUGCUCAACACCAACGCGAGCGAAGAAGGCGACCCAAUCUUGCACUGCUACUUUAAGACCGAACUUGCUGCCGUUCUUCUCACGCUGACACAAGCUAGUAUUCAAGUGAAUAUUGGGCCUGUCAUUGAUUAUGCAAAGAAGAAGGACAAGCGUGCACAAAUCAAGGUGCUCAAGGACGAGACAGUACAAAAGGACGACACGUACAAGUCGCACACCAUCCAUGUCGCGUCUGGCGAGCCACCCAACUCACGCUCACGCCCACCUGCUAAGCGCAAAGCCGGCGUCGUGCGUCCGAUCACGGAGGGUAAGCUGUUAAGGAAGGGUGGCCCAGGCAACGGGUCUUCUCGCCCUGCAGCGGCCGUGAAACCCAAGCCCAAACCUACGCCUGCAGCCCAGCCUUUGCCCAACGGUGGCGUCAAGGCGGCUGCGCCAGGCGGCCGCUCUGUUCCGGCACCACCAUCUCGCGCACCGGCGCCACCCCCACCGCCCCCCGACGAGCCUGAUGUCGAGCAGUACCGCGCGAAAUAUCCAUUCCAGGGUCAGGACGGUGAGAUGUCGCUCGCGAAGGAUGACAUCGUCGAACUCGUCGAGAAGCAGGGUGAUUGGUGGCUCGUGAAGAAGGGUGCAACCGAAGGCUGGGCGCCGCACAACUACCUUGAGCUCGUACCGCCCAAGCCGAAGGCUGCACCCGCACCGCCGCCUCCACCGCCCGCCGCUCGUCGUGCUCCUCCGCCGCCCGGGAACGCUGCUGCCGCCGUUGCAGCGGCGAUCGCACCUGCCGCUCCUAAGCCGAAGCCUGCGCCUGCAGCUGCUGCAACGCCGACGGGUUCCCGCAUCUCCGUGGCGGCCCUCGCGGCGGACGCUAACGCGAAGCCCGUCUCGGUCUUCCCUGGCAUGGGAGCAGCCAAUGGUUCUGCCACGCCAUGGAAAAGGCCUGGUGCCUCUAACGGCUCGUCUACCGUGAGCUCGACAGCUCCAACACCAUCUCCCAAACCUGGUCCUCCGCCGAUCGCUGCAAAACCAGGUGCACCGAAGCCACCCAUCGCCGCAAAGCCUCCUCCCAUCGGAGCAAAGCCUGGCGCGCCCAAACCGCCGACGGCGCCUAGGCCAGGAGUCGGUGCGCCGCCCCCUGCGCCGCGACCAGGUGUAAGCGCCCCUCCUCCCGCCCCUCGACCCGGCGUUGGUGCACCUCCGCCCGCACCGCGUUCAGGUGGGGCCCCUGCCCCAGGUGCGCGUAAGCCGCCUGUGCCGACCGCAGCGCGGCCAACUGGUUCGGUGAAGACGAAGCCCGGGAAAGUACAGCCGUACAAUGAUGGUGACACGGGACAGGUAUCCCUUGCUGAUUUGAUGGCCCGUAGGGCGGCUGGUGGCUGA
Peniophora sp. CBMAI 1063 is the source of this 4020-nucleotide messenger RNA. The record is from the annotation of a GenBank genome assembly. Lineage: Eukaryota; Fungi; Basidiomycota; Agaricomycetes; Russulales; Peniophoraceae.